AUGACAUUUGAAGAAGCAGAACCGAAUCCAACCCCGGCACAUAUCUUGGAUUGGCCUGAAUAUUCAGUAUCAUUCCUUACAUCUUUCGUGGAUAAUCCGUACAACACGGGCGACGUCAAUAGCUACCAAUGGUGGGAUCAGAAUCAAGAUAUAGGUCAAGAUCUGAUUAACAUAAGCGAUACUGCAACGUCGAUCAAUAGCCCCACAAUUGCUAUUGCUGCUGCUGCUGCUGCAAAUACUAACAACAAUGGCCUGAUACAGUCUAAUUCCACCAUUCCUAAUCCUCCCUUGCCAUCCAAUUUAUCCAAGAGAAGGAAACCCUCUGAUGACCUGGUUCCAAGGAUAUCUCAGAAUCAUCAACACGAGGAAUCGGAGCAGUAA
Messenger RNA from Durio zibethinus, 381 nucleotides. Lineage: Eukaryota; Viridiplantae; Streptophyta; Magnoliopsida; Malvales; Malvaceae. The record is from RefSeq and is a predicted model, not a curated record.